GGUCCGGCAGUCGGCGCCUGUCAGCUCUCGCAGGCAGCUUCUGCCGCCGCCGCCGCGGGAUGCUGCCGUCCCGCUAUGUUUGGCCCCGGCGGUUCUGAUCCCUGACUAAAGAUGGCGCUGGGCUCGGCCGCGCUGCCCGCUCGGAACAUGGCGGGGGGCGGGCGGGGGGCGCGGGUCCUGCUGCUGCUGCUCCUCAGCGGCUGCUUGGGCGAGCAGCCCCCGGCCGUCGCCGCCGCCGCCGGCGUCCCCUCCUCCUCCUCCUCGGCCGGGGGCGGCGGGGCGCCGGGCGACGCGGAGGAGACGGUGAUCAUCGGGCUGCGGCUGGAGGACACGGACGACGUCUCCUUCAUGGAGGGGGGCGCGCUGCGGGUGAGCGAGCGGACGCGGGUCAAGCUGCGGGUCUACGGGCAGAACAUCAACAACGAGACCUGGUCCCGCAUCGCCUUCACCGAGCACGAGCGGCGGCGGGGCGGGCGGCCGCCGGCCGAGCAGGAGGACGGGCCGCCGGAGAGCAGCUCCCCGCAGCGCUGCGGCAUCCGCACCUCGGACAUCAUCAUCCUGCCGCACAUCGUGCUCAACCGCCGCACCUCGGGCAUCAUCGAGAUCGAGAUCAAGCCCCUGCGCAAGACCGAGAAGAGCAAGUCCUACUACCUGUGCACCUCGGUGUCGGGCCCGGCCGCGCUGGGGGCCGCCGGCCCCCCCGGGGGCGGGCUGGUCGGGGCCGACGGCCCCGCCGGCCCCCCGCCCUGGACCGAGACCACCUGGAUCUACCACGAUGGCGAGGACACGAAGAUGAUCGUGGGCGAGGAGAAGAAGUUCCUGCUGCCCUUCUGGCUGCAGGUGAUCUUCAUCUCCCUGCUCCUCUGCCUCUCGGGCAUGUUCAGCGGCCUCAACCUGGGCCUCAUGGCCCUGGACCCCAUGGAGCUGCGCAUCGUGCAGAACUGUGGCACGGACAAGGAGAAGAACUACGCCAAGCGCAUCGAGCCGGUGCGCCGCCAGGGCAACUACCUGCUGUGCUCCCUGCUGCUGGGCAACGUGCUGGUCAACACCACCCUCACCAUCCUACUGGAUGACAUCGCUGGCUCCGGGCUGGUGGCCGUGGUGGUCUCCACCAUCGGCAUCGUCAUCUUCGGCGAGAUUGUGCCACAGGCCAUCUGCUCCCGUCAUGGCUUGGCUGUGGGUGCCAACACCAUCUUCCUCACCAAGUUCUUCAUGAUGAUGACCUUUCCGGCCUCCUACCCUGUCAGCAAGCUGCUGGACUGUGUGCUGGGCCAGGAGAUCGGCACUGUCUACAACCGUGAGAAGCUGCUUGAGAUGCUGCGGGUCACCGACCCUUACAACGAUCUGGUCAAGGAGGAGCUCAACAUCAUCCAAGGGGCGCUGGAGCUGCGUACCAAGACAGUGGAGGAUGUGAUGACCCCACUCCGAGAUUGCUUCAUGAUUGCCGCCGAGGCUGUUCUGGACUUCAACACUAUGUCUGAGAUCAUGGAGAGUGGCUACACCCGCAUCCCUGUCUUUGAGGGCGACCGCUCCAACAUUGUGGACCUGCUCUUCGUCAAGGACCUGGCCUUUGUGGACCCAGAUGACUGCACCCCGCUCAAGACCAUCACUCGCUUCUACAACCACCCGCUGCACUUUGUCUUCAAUGACACCAAGCUUGAUGCCAUGCUGGAGGAGUUCAAGAAAGGCAAAUCUCAUCUGGCAAUAGUACAGCGAGUCAACAAUGAAGGGGAAGGGGACCCUUUUUAUGAAGUCCUGGGAAUUGUCACGUUAGAAGAUGUGAUUGAAGAAAUCAUCAAGUCUGAGAUUCUAGAUGAAACUGAUUUGUACACUGAUAACAAGACAAAAAAGAAAGUAGCACAUCGGGACAGGAAGCAGGACUUCUCUGCCUUCAAACAGACAGACAGUGAGAUGAAGGUUAAAAUAUCACCACAACUCCUCCUGGCAAUGCACCGUUUCCUGGCAACAGAAGUAGAAGCAUUUGGCCCAUCCCAGAUGUCAGAGAAGAUCCUCCUAAGGCUGCUAAAACAUCCCCAUGUCAUCCAGGAGCUGAAAUACGAUGAGAAGAACAAGAAAGCCCCAGAAUACUACCUCUACCAGAGAAACAAGCCUGUCGACUACUUUGUUCUCAUUUUACAGGGGAAAGUGGAAGUGGAGGCUGGGAAAGAGGGAAUGAAGUUUGAAGCUGGUGCUUUUUCCUAUUAUGGGGUGAUGGCCCUCACAGCAUCGCCAGUUCCCUUGUCCCUGUCUCGUACCUUUGUUGUCAGCAGAACAGAAUUAUUAGCAGCAGGUUCUCCAGCUGAAAACAAGUCACCCCCUCGUCCUUGUGGCUUGAAUCAUUCGGACUCUCUAAAUCGAGGUGAUCGCAUUGAAGCAGUGACACCAACGUUGGGGAGCAGCAACAAUCAGCUGAAUGCAUCUUUUCUUCAGGUGUACGUCCCAGACUAUUCAGUGAAAGCACUCUCAGAUAUUCAGUUUGUCAAGAUCUCAAGACAGCAGUACCAAAAUGCCCUGAUGGCAUCCCGGAUGGACAAGACACCUCAGUCCUCGGACAGUGAAAACACUAAAAUCGAACUGACUCUUACGGAGCUACAUGAUGGUUUGCCGGAUGAGACGGCAAACCUGCUGAAUGAACAGAACUGCGUGACACACAACAAAUCCAAUCACAGUAUGCACAGCGAAGGCUCCAUCUAGGAGCUAACAAUCUGCAUCCUUUCCCACCCAUCACUUCAGCAGGACCAGUCCUUGCUCCUUCUUGACUGCAAACGCCCUUAGUAUGUGCUUGCAAUGCUGUGCUGCAUCCAGUGUUCUGAGACCAAAGACUUAGCGCCCUUCCUGGGAACAGAAGAGGAAGAAACGAGAACACAGCAAGACAAAAACCAAACAAACCUUGGGCAUGUUGAGUGCCCCUUGGAGAACGAUGGAAUUCUUCCUCGCAAAGUAGAAUCGUGUUUAUUUUUUCAGCCGUAUCUUUGAUCCUCAUUGGUUUUCCCUCCUUCCUAGAUGCGCGCAGAGAAGUUUUUAAAACUGCUCUGAUUAUUUUUUCAAGAGAGAUCAUGUUUUUAAAAAGAAUUUUGCAAAGUUUUAAAUUGUUGCUGUCCCUCCCCUUCCCCAAAUAGGCUCUGUUGUGACUUUGUGAAUCAGCUCCAGUGUCAUAGACCUGUUUCCACCCCUCCUUUUGGUCCUGUCUGUUGCCCUGUUAAAACAGCAACUGGUACCCAUAUGUAUAUGUGUCCUGAGAACAAAGAAUGGAUGAGAUUUCAAGGAACUUGGGGCUUAGCAGUAUGGAAGUUUGGGGGAAUGGGCAUUAUUUUCUCCCCAGUUGAGUUUCAGGGAAGGGGUGGUUAUUUUGGUUGCAUGCGUUCAUAAUAUCUGAAAUUUCAGACGGUUCCUUGUAAAACAAACAAAAAGAUUGUUACAUUUACAGUUUUGUAACCUCCACAGAUGUUGUGUGUUUUGAAUAUGAAGGUGGGUUUUUAAUCGACAUAACUGCAGUCUCAUCAAAUUACAGACCGGGAUAAAUUUCCCUAGUAGUGUACUGGGCAAUUUUUGUCCCCCUGGGAUUUGCAUUAAUGUUACUGGGAAUCACAUGAUCAAUUUCCCUGUCUCCCCUGCUGUACUGAAAGCGUGCACCCCAAAAUGUCCAAUCUCAGAUUCUAACAUACUGAAGUAAUCUGAGUGCCCUUCUCUUUACCCAAAGCAUAUUUGCAGGACAUAUUAAAUAACUGGGAUAGAAUUCAGGACGAACCAUUCCCCCAGAAUUGUUGUUUGUGUUAAGACAAAAGAUGCUGCUACAACAAUGUCCAAAGCAAAUCCUCCAGGUGGAUCCUAAACCUUUGCCAUUGCAAGAUGGAUUUCAUGGUGGAGUCAGGACCUUCCUGAUCUCCCCAAAGACUGACCAAGAACUUCCACUACAAGCUUGAUCUGUGGAGGGAGUUCGAGGGAGCAUAUUGCACUUCAGGGAUUGGAGAGGUUAGUCUCCAGGCAAUUCCCCUAUUUCUGAGGAGCUGCUGGAUUUCCUUCCCUCUUCCCUUUUAUCUAUUGUUCUUCUAGCUGUCCACAGUAGCGUCCUCCAUGACUGCCAUCAGUGCCACUCCACCUGCCCAUCCCGGAGCCUGGCCUCAGAGUGGAGGGGAAACGCGUUCAUUGGGAGUUCACUGUGUUGUAUAUUGUAAACCCCCAAAAUGCAGAGUCUGUCAGUGAACAAAUGCUGCAUGGUGGUUUCUCUGUUGACUUUCAGUCUGCACUGCUCCAAGAACGUCCCGUGGCCUGAUUGUCAUGGACCAUUUUCUUUCUUUACGCUCACGUAAGCUUUACCGGACUCUGAGCUUAAAAGCAAAGCCCAGUUGUGGAAUCCUUGGUGUCAGUGCUGCCUCCCCCGUCCCUUAGUCCAGGUGGGAAGCGCCUUCUCUGUGGUUACGAGACAAGUUACGUCUGUGCAAACACGUUCUGAAAAGGUGCAAUAUUUCACUGCAGCAACUCCUUGCGGGAAGCCAGAGUAUGUUGCUGCUACAUGGGAGUCUGUCCCAUUUGCUUUAGGCCUUAAGAAGAAUUUUGCUGUUUACUCUGAGAAGGGACCACAGACGGGUCCUCUGUGCCCCUCAAGGAGAGAUGGCAUGGGGAGAGGCAGUUCCUGGCCCCUUUCACAGCAGGCACUCCAGCCCUUUUGAGGACAGUUAAUAAAGUCCCCCACGGGGGCAUGGUAGUUCCAUACAUGGUAUUUAACAUGUGGAAUCGUCAGACUGGGAAAUUCGGCCCUGAAACUUAACUCCCUCAUUUUUUAACCUUGUACUUUAAAAAAAUGCUCCUGCUUUUUCCUUUUAAACUGUGUGCCUGUUGUUUCCUUCAGCAUUUUCUGGCCCACCCGUUGGCUCUGGUACAGCGCUGCGAGAGAACUGCAGCCACCUGUGGACGUAUGUGCCACAUGUGCCUCGGAUGGAGCUGGCAACUCACAGGUUAUUUACAGCACCUGAUUGUCUAGCCCCAGCAGCCCCCCAUUUAGCUGUCUCAAGGAGGACUGCCAACGUUGCACCUUUUCUGCCAGAGCAGAGUGAUGAAAUGUUAUGACCUUAAUCCCCAUAGAGGGAGUGAUCUGUUUCCUUGCUCUCGUCCCUUUUAUUUAAGCUGCCUUUGUGCCCUAAUGUUCCUACUUGUGAACCAUUGUUGAAAGCGAUGCAGAGCCUGGUAACCCUGGGAUGCGGUAUGCCUCGUCUCAAACCUGCUGGAAAUUCUCUGCCGGGGAGAUUUCUAAUUUGAUUGGAUUUCUGGCUUUCAUGCUGUGUUGUGGCUUUUUUGAAAAUAUUUGUUCCUCUGUAACACAAACCACAAAAGCCAUGUCAUCCCAAAGGCGAGUAACUCCUGUCUCUGUCCGUGGGUUGCCAGUCCAAACUCUCCAGGCUGGUUUUACAUAACUUUUCUCGUCACUCUUCCAAAUUUGGUAAGAGAAGGUGAAGAAACUUUCAUAAAGCUAGUUGGUCACAGGUGUGAUUUUUAUGGAAAACGGACAUCCUCUCUAGGGGGACAGGAGCUCCCACGAAUUGGCUUCAGGGACAAGGCAUGCUGUCUUUUCAUAGACUGGCUUCCUUGAAAAAAUCCAGUCUCUCUGCUGUAAGAGUACAUGGGGCUGUUGAAAUGCGAAGCAGAACACAGUAGAGAUGGGCUUCCGAGGGAAAUGGCUAGCAGGCCGUGUGGCAGGUACCAAUGCAAGCAGAGGGAAGACAAGCCCAACUCAAGAACCAGUCUUAGUUUUUGAACCCGUGUUUGCAGAAAUGGUGUUCUGUCUAUUACUGCUGCAGUGGAAAUCCCCAGGCUUCCAAGAGCUCCUCCUGUGCCGUAAGCGUCUACCCAGCGCAGACAUAGCAUUGUGUGAGUCUCCGCUUGGCUGUCCAAAUUCAGGGGUGCUCAGGUUCUGGAUGCUGCGGUACAGUGCCAUGCACACCCAAAGCAGAGCUGUCAAUCAGUCACUGUCAUGAAACAAGGCACCAGCUGAAAGCUUUGGGAACCAUUGGACUUGAUUUCAGUCCUUGUCCUUUUGCAAGGCUUUGAUUUGUAGAAAGGAUACGGUAUCUUUCAACAUUGGCUCCUGUGGCCUGUAUUGUUUCCCUCUUCCACCUGCAUCGAAGUGCAACACGAAGUGCAGAAUCCAGCCUGUUAGCUGGUGGUCUCUGGGAGGCAGGAAGGCAUGCCACCAGUUUCUUAUGUCAAUACAGUUUUUGCACAAAAGUUCUUUGAAGUGAGGUUUUCCACACUAAUAUCUUAAAUGCACAACUGUGAAUUAAUUUUUACACUCCUGUUGGUUGAAUCCUGUUUGAGUGAAAUGAACCUGAAUCUGUUGUAACCAUGAUUUUUAAUUCUGUGUAUUGCCAAAUCUUUGUAAAGAGGAAAGGAAUAUUCUUGCUUUAUAAUGAGAAUCUCUCGCUCCAAACAAGGCUGACUCUGGUGACGUGGAGAUCAUAUGAAGCACAUGAGCUCUGAGUGUGGAGGUGGAUUUAGCAUAUAACCUUUCCCUUCUGCAGACCCUAAUCACAGGUGAGAGUUUGCAGGGCCCUCAUCUGCUACUUGUCUGUUCCAAAAUCCCUGCACAGUGGGAAGCCUUUCCCCAAGGAUUACUUGGGACUGGAUUAUAGCAGAGAAUGAAGGCCAGGAUUGAGGUACAUUGGCAGAGGUGUGGGAUAGGCCAGGAUUGGCAUAGCCAGUGCAGCCUGGGAUUGAUGUGCGUUGUCAAAGCUGAGUGGGGGACCCAGGAUUGCAUAGCAGGAGGUGCUAUAGAUCAGGGUUGAGAUGCAUCAGUAGAGCUCGAAGGGGCAGGCUUAUACAAUACUUCCCUGCCUUGGUUGUUGCUUUCAUUCCCAUACAAUUCUCUCUCCAACUUCUCCCAGACCAUUUUAUGUCACUGUUCCUAUACUGAGCUCCGUGUGGUGUCCUGUAUUGUUUCCAUAUGUAGCAGUCAAAGUCUAACCUGGCGCCAGAUUUAGCAGUGUGGUGGUAAUGCCAUACACACACACUUCCUCCUGACUCAUAUUCCUGUUAAUAUUCCCUUGGCGUUCACCUCUCCUGGGGAGAAAGAUGACUGGGGAGAAGGCAUGUGGGGAGGGGAAAAAGUGAGUGGCACCUGGGAGACCCCCUAAUAUCUCCCCAUUGCUGCUCCUAACCCCUCAAUGGGCAGGCAUUUAAACAGGCUGGGAUUUGGCCUUGGAGGAGGUGAUGCAGGGAGCUGCUGCUGUGUUCUGUUUGAAAGCGGCUCAAAGGAAAAUGGAGUGGCUGAUGGGACAGCACCAAUGCUCCGCCCCCUUUGGGUGCAGUGGUGCUUCACGUGAUCUCUGUGGAGCUCCGCCGCAAGGGAGUUGUUUGUGAGUGGCAGAGGGCAGCAUUGUCUUCUCGCUAGCAUCCCAGGUAAGGAUGACAGAGGGGGUGACCAAGUUCUCCAGGACCUGCUGGGAAAUGCAUCUUCCUCGUACUGAUAUAGAAUAGACACACAAAUCAUUCCCAUGUGAUAUAUGUACCAUAUGUGAUAGGAUAUUGAAUACACAAAUCAUUGGUUUAAAACUAGUACCUGUGUACCAGUUGUUACGUUAUCCAGUGUCUGGAUUAGUUUAGAACUAGCAAACUUGGGGAGGGGUGGGUGUUACCAUUACAGUAUCUUUGUUAACAUUAUAACUUGAGACUUUAUACUGAAGGUGUCUGACUGGCAUUAAUAUGUUAUAUAGAAAUGUGUAUAUUGUAGACUUUGAUGCCAUACCCGGGGUAUGCUCAAUAGCACUGUGUGAAACAGACCUUGGACUUGCUGUACCUCAUGCUGCUUUGGCUUUGUGCGUGGUGGUCUUUUUUUAGGCUGUCCAUCGUGUGGCUUCAAAAGGAUCUAAAGACGUACUUGACCCUUGGAUUGAAAGAACAAUAGGGGGUUGGCCUCUUCUGACAGGGAAAUAAUCAUCUUGAUGAGGGAUGCCAAAGGCCAGGUGGUUUAUCCUGGCUGAAUUAUUGCAGAAAGUAACCCUCAUCCUGGUUCUGACUAGGGGGCAAAGCGAGCACGUGUGUGGGAGAUCUUAAAUGAGUAACUAGCGGAACUGCUAUGCUGUGUGUCUGCGCGUUAGUCCCAGUGCACCUCCCUGUGUGGUCUCUCUGGGGAGAGUUGCUUCUGAAGUGUUGCUACCCCAACGGCACACUGACAUGAUGCGGCAGCUCACAUAUAGCAAGUGAGGACUGGCGUUGAGGAGCCUAAUAGCAAUACAUAGGCUUGCCUCAUUUACUACCACCACCCCCAAAUUAUUAUCAAGGUUUCGCCUCGUUGUCCUGCUCUGCCCCUCUCCUCCAAAGGCCACUCUUCGUGUUCUGUUUAAUCUCUCCACCUGUUGCUUCCCUACAGUGCUAGCUGCCCACCCCAUGAGGGCAUGUUCAGCACGAGGCGCAUUAUGGCAAUGGUACUUCCCUCUCCUAAAUAGCACAGGUUAGAUUUUCAGUUUGGAUUUCAUGUGUUUAUUGCUUUUCUACAUUAACACCUGGGAAACUGGGUUAGGGGUGGCUAGAGCAUAUCUUAGGAGAGAAGGGGGAAGACCUCGGUAAUGCCGGAAAUCCCAGCUUCUUUCCUCCUGACCUGGGGAAGGUGAAUUGUAGGAGGCAUGGAAAUAAAAUGAUGCAGUCAGCCUCUUGCCCAGUGAAGAAGCCUGGUUUGAGAUGUUUAAUUGUCGUUAGCACUGACUUCUGGCGCAGGUGUGAGACACAUUAGACAUCGUCUGAACACCUAGUUUCCGUGAGUCACAUGGAGCCCUCUCUUCCGUCCUACCCACCCCCAUUCACAUGCUGCUUUAAAGUCUCACCUAUGGAUGGGAUCAAACCCUUAAAAACCUACAGUGUGUGUAUAUUAGUGGAUUAAAUUCCAUUGCCUGGUUUUGUUCUUGUCAUAUCUUCAUCUGCAAGCCAAGAUGACUGUUAAUUAGUCAUGUUUGCGUCCCUCAAGUCUGAUUCCAUUAUAAUAUUUCUUCACAUUGAGAUAAGAUUCUUGGGAUUUCUGACUCACCUUCCCUACCCCGAACCUAUUGUUCGUGAUUUCUCCUGAGACUUCUACCUUUGAACAGGGCUGGCGGCUGGAAUCCUGCAGAGUAAAGUGCCUUCCCAGCUGCCGUGAAAAUGCUAUUAAGAAAAUCUAAUUCCAUUUUAGACACGUGCUUGCUGUUGAGUCAAUCUUUUUCCUCUUCUCUAAAGAAUGAUUUGGAGGGUUAUGAAGAGAACCUGUCUGUUGCAGAGUGGUGGUUGAGAUUUUAUAGACACUAGUAAUGGAAAGUCAGAGCCAUAACAUCAGCAACAGCAAAGAGUCUACGUGAACGAAAUCUGAGAUUGUAAGCAGCUGUGACACUCAAGAAGUUACUGGGAUGUGCUGGUAUCUCUAGAGGUCUGCGUCCUUUGUGAGGCAGUGUUUGGACAUAGGGCAAGUGGAGUCUGGUUGAUGAGCAGCAUUUGGUUGAUUUGCUCCUCUUGGAGCAAAAAUUUGGUUUCUUCUGUGCUGCAGAUCUCAAGUGCCCCAUUCUGUGCAGAAGUGUGUCGGCACGCGAGGCACGUUCUGAAUCUGGAGUGAGUGCAGAACCCAGGUAGAUGGGUAACCAGGUAACCUGGGUUUUACACCUGUCACUGAAAGUGUAGAUACUUGCAUUAAUGCCUUCUGGGCCCAUCCAUAGGUUAGUGCCUCCAUCACUAAGAAGUUAAUUAGGUUUGUGAGCCUGUGUUCACAAAGGCAACAGACAUGUGGUAGCUCGAUAAUCUCCAACACAGUUCCUAGUUGCUAGGGUCCAUGUUCCAUGGUUGGGCUGGGAAGUUUUUCGUUGCUGGAGUCUCGCUUAGCUAAUGCAUUCUGUCAUUCUGGAUAAUAGUCUCUUGGUACGUGGAUGCAACAUUCUGACACUGCUGUUGCUCUGACUGUGUCUAGUUCCCUGCCAUCCUCCCACUGCUUUGGUUGAGUUAGGGGGAAGGAGAAGAAACGCUGCACAUCUAGCCACAUGCAGUUGCAGAAGGCAGUAAUUGACUGUACUGUUCUGAUCCUCUCCCCACUCCACCCAUAAUAACUGUAGCUAUUAAAGAGGGAGGGGACAUCACUCAAAGAUUUGCUGUCUUAGCUUUGCUGCACACUCACAUGGCGUUUGGCUAGUGGGAAAAUCUCAGGACCUGCUCCUCCGACACUAAAGACACGUCUACGCAGCAUUUUGGAGCCCAUGGGAGCGAUCCGCCCUGCCUGGGUUGAUGGACUGAGGCGAGCAGGGCUUGUCUAGCACUCUAAAAAUAGCCCUGGUGGAGUUCAGGGUCUGAGCUCUAGCCCAAGCUGCAACUUCAAAGUGCUGUCUACACAGCUACUUUUAGAGCGCCACCAAGCCCAAGACUGUUGUCCCAGGCUGGGAGGCUCGCUGCCGUAGGCUCCAAAACACUGUGCAGGUGUACCCUUCAAGUCCGAUCCUGCAUUUCCUGUCCUCAGAACUCCUGCUGAUUUUAAAGGGCACAAGAAUUGUAGGGUUGGGCCCUAGGGGGUGAACUGCAAAGCUUUUGUUUGUUCUUAACGCUACUUGAGAUCCCAGAUUAGUAACUAAAUCAAGGUGCAGAUGUGUCGAUGCCAAGUUAAUUUAAUCUGGAAGCCAAAUUGUUGGCAAAUAUGCUCCUCUGUCACUUAACAGUCCAAGACCUCUGGUUCUGCAUUCAGCUGUCUCUCUGUAACAGCGGCUACAUCACCUAAUUCCUAAAAUCAAGCCAUUCCCCUGCAUUUAAACCUUACCUUUAAAACCUGUACAACUACAUAUUGAAGUCUGUACAGUUCUUCUUCGACUUCUAUUCGUAAAACUUUUCCUUUUUCUCCACCAAAAAGCUUUGAAGUUCACCUUUAAAAUGUAUGUUCACAACUGUUUAAACUUACACAAUUGUCUUUAGAUUAUGCUGCUAUUCCUAGGCCUUUUCACUAUGUCUUAUUUUCCAUCAUAUGUGGUCUUCACUAAUUGUAUCAUAUUGUACAUUACUCCAUUUUUUAUCAGAGAUGUAGUAUUCUGACUACAGUAUUUCCAAUUGUGUACAUAAACCUGAAUAAGCACAAAUGAAAUCCAUGAACGAAGUGUAUACGUUUCAUAAACCGAUUGUCGUACGAAUGAAUGUUAUAAUUAUUCCAAUUGUGUUGUAGAUUUCCAAUCUCUCCUAUUUAUUUUGUACCUGAUUUAUUUGUAUAUUUUGUGAUUUUGUUUAAAAACAUUUUGUUUAUUUCUGCUCUUUUUAGAUAAAUGAUGAUUUUUCUGUUGAA
Messenger RNA from Chelonia mydas (Green sea turtle), 11263 nucleotides. It is a transcript of the gene CNNM2, whose product is annotated as cyclin and CBS domain divalent metal cation transport mediator 2. The record is from RefSeq and is a predicted model, not a curated record. The transcript is spliced from 8 exons. Bases 112 to 2694 code for a protein of 860 amino acids. Gene Ontology annotation, cellular component: plasma membrane. Gene Ontology annotation, molecular function: magnesium ion transmembrane transporter activity. Gene Ontology annotation, biological process: magnesium ion homeostasis; transport. NCBI's taxonomy places the organism in Eukaryota, Metazoa, Chordata, Testudines, Cheloniidae.